Molecule: messenger RNA, 4449 nt
Organism: Mirounga angustirostris (Northern elephant seal)
Lineage: Eukaryota; Metazoa; Chordata; Mammalia; Carnivora; Phocidae
Gene: U2SURP
Product: U2 snRNP associated SURP domain containing
Exons: 28
Coding region: 106-3195 (1029 amino acids)
Biological process (GO): RNA processing
Cellular component (GO): nucleus
Molecular function (GO): RNA binding
Source: RefSeq, a predicted model, not a curated record
UAUUCAGUCUUGCAGGCGCCUCUGGCGGGCUCCGCUGAAAUCCACUCUUUCGGCGCUCGACUCGCCCGUGCUGCUGCGGCCGCCGAAGGAGGGGCAAAGCUCAAGAUGGCGGACAAAACGCCAGGCGGAUCUCAGAAGGCCAGUUCGAAGACCAGAUCAUCAGAUGUUCAUUCAUCUGGAUCUUCAGAUGCACAUAUGGAUGCAUCUGGACCCUCAGAUAGUGACGUGCCAAGUCGGACACGACCUAAGAGCCCAAGAAAACAUAAUUAUAGGAAUGAGAGUUCCCGUGAAAGCCUUUGUGAUUCUCCUCAUCAGAAUCUCUCAAGACCUCUUCUAGAAAACAAACUGAAAGCAUUCAGUAUUGGAAAAAUGAGUACAGCUAAGCGAACUUUAAGUAAGAAGGAACAAGAAGAAUUAAAGAAAAAGGAAGAUGAAAAGGCAGCUGCUGAGAUUUAUGAGGAAUUUCUUGCCGCUUUUGAAGGAAGUGAUGGUAAUAAAGUGAAGACAUUUGUGCGUGGAGGUGUUGUUAAUGCAGCUAAAGAGGAACAUGAAACAGAUGAAAAAAGAGGUAAAAUUUAUAAGCCAUCUUCAAGAUUUGCAGAUCAGAAAAAUCCUCCAAAUCAGUCAUCCAAUGAAAGACCACCAUCUCUUCUUGUGAUAGAAACCAAAAAACCUCCGCUGAAGAAAGGGGAGAAAGAAAAGAAAAAAAGCAAUUUGGAACUCUUCAAAGAAGAAUUGAAACAAAUUCAGGAAGAGCGUGAUGAGAGACAUAAAACAAAAGGCAGGUUAAGCCGAUUUGAGCCUCCUCAGUCAGAUUCUGAUGGUCAGCGUCGUUCUAUGGAUGCGCCUUCAAGAAGAAAUAGAUCAUCUGGUGUUCUUGAUGAUUAUGCACCUGGCUCACAUGAUGUAGGGGAUCCAAGCACUACUAAUUUAUAUCUUGGAAACAUUAAUCCACAGAUGAAUGAAGAAAUGCUUUGUCAAGAAUUUGGAAGAUUUGGACCAUUAGCCAGUGUGAAAAUUAUGUGGCCUAGAACUGAUGAAGAAAGAGCAAGAGAGAGAAAUUGUGGCUUUGUGGCCUUUAUGAAUAGAAGAGAUGCUGAAAGAGCUUUAAAAAAUUUAAAUGGAAAGAUGAUUAUGUCUUUUGAAAUGAAGUUAGGUUGGGGUAAAGCUGUGCCUAUUCCUCCACAUCCAAUAUACAUUCCGCCCUCUAUGAUGGAACAUACGCUUCCCCCACCUCCAUCAGGACUGCCUUUUAAUGCGCAGCCUAGAGAGAGGUUAAAAAACCCUAAUGCUCCAAUGUUACCGCCACCUAAAAACAAGGAGGAUUUUGAGAAGACUCUGUCGCAAGCCAUAGUCAAAGUGGUUAUCCCAACAGAAAGGAAUUUGCUCGCCCUGAUACAUCGAAUGAUAGAGUUUGUUGUACGUGAAGGGCCAAUGUUUGAAGCUAUGAUUAUGAACAGAGAAAUCAACAAUCCUAUGUUCAGGUUCUUAUUUGAAAACCAGACACCAGCCCAUGUUUACUAUAGGUGGAAGCUUUAUUCUAUUCUGCAGGGAGAUUCUCCGACUAAGUGGCGGACAGAAGAUUUUCGUAUGUUCAAAAAUGGAUCUUUUUGGAGACCACCACCAUUAAAUCCAUACCUGCAUGGGAUGUCAGAAGAGCAAGAAACAGAAGCUUUUGUAGAGGAGCCUAGUAAAAAGGGAGCACUUAAGGAAGAACAGAGGGACAAAUUAGAAGAAAUCCUGCGGGGGUUAACUCCAAGGAAGAAUGAUAUUGGAGAUGCAAUGGUUUUCUGUCUUAAUAAUGCUGAAGCUGCUGAAGAAAUAGUGGAUUGCAUUACUGAGUCAUUGUCCAUCUUAAAGACACCCCUCCCCAAAAAGAUUGCCAGAUUAUAUUUGGUUUCUGAUGUUUUGUAUAACUCUUCAGCCAAAGUUGCCAAUGCUUCAUAUUAUAGAAAAUUUUUUGAAACAAAGUUAUGUCAGAUAUUUUCAGACCUCAAUGCUACGUAUCGUACAAUUCAAGGCCAUUUACAGUCUGAAAACUUCAAGCAACGGGUAAUGACCUGCUUCAGAGCAUGGGAGGAUUGGGCAAUUUAUCCAGAACCAUUUUUGAUCAAACUACAAAAUAUUUUCUUAGGACUUGUAAAUAUUAUUGAAGAAAAGGAAACAGAGGAUGUACCAGAUGACCUCGAUGGUGCCCCCAUUGAGGAAGAGCUUGAUGGUGCACCUCUAGAAGAUGUGGAUGGAAUUCCUAUUGACGCUACUCCCAUUGAUGAUCUUGAUGGGGUCCCUAUAAAGAGUCUUGAUGAUGAUCUUGAUGGAGUGCCUUUGGAUGCAACUGAGGACUCAAAGAAGAAUGAGCCCAUAUUUAAAGUUGCCCCAUCAAAAUGGGAAGCUGUAGAUGAAUCUGAAUUGGAAGCACAGGCUGUAACAACUUCUAAGUGGGAGUUAUUUGACCAACAUGAAGAAUCAGAAGAAGAAGAAAAUCAAAAUCAAGAAGAAGAAAGUGAAGAUGAAGAAGAUACUCAGAGUUCCAAAUCAGAAGAACAUCAUUUGUACUCUAAUCCAAUCAAAGAAGAAAUGACUGAGUCCAAGUUCUCUAAGUACUCUGAAAUGAGUGAGGAAAAACGAGCUAAACUUCGUGAAAUUGAGCUCAAAGUUAUGAAGUUUCAGGAUGAAUUGGAAUCUGGAAAAAGACCUAAAAAACCAGGCCAGAGCUUUCAGGAGCAAGUAGAACACUACAGAGAUAAACUUCUUCAACGAGAAAAAGAGAAGGAAUUAGAAAGAGAACGAGAAAGAGAUAAAAAGGAUAAAGAAAAAUUGGAAUCUCGAUCUAAAGACAAGAAGGAAAAAGAUGAAUGUACUCCAACAAGGAAAGAAAGGAAAAGACGACACAGCACAUCCCCUAGCCCGUCUCGCAGUAGCAGUGGUAGACGAGUGAAAUCCCCUUCACCCAAAUCGGAGCGAUCAGAGCGUUCAGAAAGAUCUCAUAAAGAGAGCUCACGAUCCAGGUCAUCUCACAAAGAUUCUCCUAGAGAUGUUAGCAAAAAGGCCAAAAGAUCACCAUCUGGUUCGAGGACACCUAAAAGGUCUAGGCGAUCACGGUCUAGAUCCCCUAAAAAGUCAGGGAAGAAAUCCAGAUCCCAGUCCCGAUCUCCACACAGGUCUCAUAAAAAGUCAAAGAAAAACAAACACUGACAUAAAUUUUUAAGAUGCUGUCACUUAUUGGAAAUGCAAUUUUGUUUUGUGCCUGAAUGGUCUGUUUUUUUAAAAAAAGAAAACAACAAAAAAUCAAAUGAAAGAGCAUUCCUGGAUUUUUUGUUUUUUUGUUUGUGAAUGCAUGUGUAAACUCAUGAGUAACUGCAUCUGUAGACCUGUCAUUGUUUUAUAUUGUAUAAAUUACUUUCGUUGUGGCUGUUUCUCAAGAUGAAAUUUUUAUUGUGCUAAUGAAUUUCAUCAGAAAUGUGUAUAAUGGAUCUGCUGGCAGUAGUAGUAUUUUGUUUUAGGAUGUUGUGACUUAGCAAAAAUAAUACAGAUGUCUUCUCCCCUUUUGUAGCUUUGACAAUUUGAAUUAGAUUUCAAAUAAAAUCUGAACAGAAAACUAUAAUGUUGUUUUUUUGCCCUAUUGGUGACAUCAAGUCCCUUAAAGUUCUACCAAGUGAGUUUAGCACUUCCGUUGUUUCUUAUACUUAAUGCACUUUAUAAGCUCCACUGGUCAAGUAGCUAAAGUUUUAUAUUUACUAAGAUGACUAUCAAAAUUAAGGGACCUAAGACUCCUAUUUGGUAGGUUUGCCAACCAACUUCUUUGAUGAGGUUAUCUUGGGUAAUACUAGUCCCCAAAGAUCAAAAGACUAGGGAAAGGUGGCAUGGUCUUUUUUUGUUAAUGGUAUGCCUGGCUAAAAUAUUUUUUCUUUUAUCAAAGAAGCAGUAUGAUUUCAGUGUACUCAGCUUGUAUGUCCUGAGCAACUACUUUUUUUUAGGGACAAAUUAAAUCUCCAUCUUUUGAUUUCAUCUUCUAUCAUGAAAGAAGUUUAUUUAUAAAAUAAAUUUUCUAACAAGAGUUGGCCAUAGAAGUUUUUUGUAUGAUAAUUGCCCUUUUACAUCCCCCUGUAGGUUAUCUUUCAAACAUUGGUAUCAGUAUAUUUCUGCAGAGUUCUUUUUAAAGCACCUUAGGUUUUUGUGUUUUGUUUUGUUUUGUUUUGUUUUUAGAAUUGAGUUUUAGGUUUAUCUUUAAGUAAAGCUUAAAAGUAAAAUAGUUUUCAGGAAACUUAACAUCCGGUAGUUUGUAAAUUCAAGGUGCAAAAAGUUGAUUUAAACGAUUUGCCUAGUUAAAAUCUGUCAUACAAUGGGAAUAAAAUUGUUGCAGUAUGAGGAAGAAAUAAGGAAACUUGUAUAAUGUUGAUCAUAAUAUUGCUAUCAGUAUAAUGUAAUAAAGGGUUAUGUAGACUUGAA